This is a messenger RNA of Eupeodes corollae, 1337 nucleotides long. Its product is annotated as putative odorant receptor 92a. The transcript is spliced from 4 exons. Gene Ontology annotation, cellular component: plasma membrane. Lineage: Eukaryota; Metazoa; Arthropoda; Insecta; Diptera; Syrphidae. Bases 69 to 1214 code for a protein of 381 amino acids. Gene Ontology annotation, molecular function: olfactory receptor activity; odorant binding. The record is from RefSeq and is a predicted model, not a curated record. Gene Ontology annotation, biological process: sensory perception of smell; detection of chemical stimulus involved in sensory perception of smell.
UUUUCCACUCAGUAUUCUAUCAAAAUUGAUUUCCUCAACAUCUUAGAACACAAUCCAAACCAACAAAAAUGAAAAAUAAAAAUGUCGAAAAGUAUUUCCACGGGACAAUUUACUAUUUCCGAACAAUCGGAUUUGAUUACGAGAACAAAAAUAAACUGAUGCAUUAUUAUUUGAUGGCGGGAAUCAUCAAUUCAGCUAUCAUUAUUUUCGGUCAAAUAUCCUUCAAUAUUUUUCAAGAAGUUAAUUUACAACAAAGGACAACAAACUUAAGCUACCUUAACUAUUAUUUGGUAUCAAGUGCUAAGCUUAUAGCACUGUUUUUCUAUCGAGAUACAGUGAACGAUGUUUUAAAUGAAUUUCGCCAAAUUUAUCCAAGUGAAGAUUUGGAAAAAGCUUAUAAAUUGGACAAAUAUCUGCGGCAAUCGUUGAUGAUUGAAAAAAUUCUUGCAAUAUUUUUUGAAGUCGUAACAAUAUUUUAUACUUGGUUUCCGCUGGUUUUGUCGGUGUUGGAUUUUAUCGAUAGUGGAAAGUUCAGUUUUAGAUUGCCUUAUAUGUGCUGGUACGGAUUCAAUUUUGCAAAAUAUAACUAUUGGUUUUAUGGAUUUAAAUAUUUAUUACAAGCUCAUGCAACAUGGGUAUCGGCGAUAACAAUUUUAGCAUUGGAUUUGUGUUUGUUUAGCUCAUUGUUGCAGCUUUGUAUGCAUUUCGAUAUAAUUAAUAAGAAUAUUCUAUCGAUUGAGGCUGCUAAAGAUGAAGAAGCAACUGCUUUACUUAAAGAACAAGUGGCCUAUCAUCAGAAAUUGCUGAGUCUUGCUGAGAAGUUAAAUGCUGUUUUUACGCCAUCUGUACUUUUUAGUCUUCUGUCAUCAUCUUUGAUCAUUUGCUUUACGGGAUUUCAACUUCUUGGAGACAUAACUUUGUUCAUAGUCGUCAAAGCAAUUUUUCUAUUGGCAUAUGAAUUGAAACAAGUUGCCAUUACUUGCUUUUUAGGCGACAAACUAAUUGAAAUUAGCUUGAAAAUAAGUGAUGCAAUUUACGAACACAACUGGUACAAGGGAACCCCAAAAUAUAGACGACUUGUUUUGAUGGUCUUGAUGCGAUCACAACAUAGUGUUGCUCUUCACAUUGCUGGCAUUUCGGAUAUAUCACUUCAAACAUUUAGACAGGUUAUGAGCAUCUCGUACCAAAUCUUUACUUUACUCAGGACUGGAUAAGAUUAAAGUAUUGAUUAUAGAAAAUUACACAGUUUCAUCAUAUCAUUGUGUACUUAUUUGUUUUUAAAAUAUUAAAUAAAAACGAUCAUUAAUAAUAAAGCUUAAGUGGUAGAAAAACUUUGA